This is a messenger RNA of Plasmopara halstedii, 2151 nucleotides long. Its product is annotated as xenotropic and polytropic murine leukemia virus receptor xpr1. The record is from RefSeq and is a predicted model, not a curated record. Gene Ontology annotation, molecular function: inositol hexakisphosphate binding. Gene Ontology annotation, cellular component: cytoplasm; Golgi apparatus; plasma membrane. Gene Ontology annotation, biological process: phosphate ion transport; cellular response to phosphate starvation. The transcript has a single exon. NCBI's taxonomy places the organism in Eukaryota, Oomycota, Peronosporomycetes, Peronosporales, Peronosporaceae. The coding region runs from base 1 to 2151 and encodes 716 amino acids.
AUGGUAAAUUUUAGCCUACGACUGCGCGAUAAUAUCGUUGCCGAGUGGCGUACCGAGUACCUUGACUAUGAUGGGCUUAAGCGUUUACUGGAACAUCAGCAGCAGAUCGAUGACAUGUUGUUCGCCGCCGCAUCAUCAAGCAGAACAAUGGAGAUUCGAUCAUCGUCUGAAGACAUGGAGACAAAUGAAUUGAUUAGCCACCGCAAAGGGAAAAGUAGUAGAACAAUAUUUUUUGAAAACAUCGGCAAUAAACUUGCGUUUCUUCGGCUACAUGGGACUCCACCAACUUCAACUGGGUCGGAACAACUGCAGUCGCUGCUUUCAUUGCCCGUUGCUUUUGAAGAAGCGCUACGUCACGAGUACAACAAGGUGGAACAAGCUUAUAUACAUCAUAUAGCGCAGCUUAGUGAGCAGCUUGAUAUUCUGCACAAACAGUACCGGGAGAAUGCUCCUGCUUCAGCUCAGGAAUCGCUAAAAAAUGCCUUGGUUGAGCUGCAUCGUAUGUUAACUUUGCUGCACAACUUUGCGCUGCUUAAUUACACCGGUUUUGUAAAGAUAAUUAAGCGCUACGACAAGAUUGCAAGCUUUCCAUCAGAUCAACGUGAGGAGCAAAAAGCUCAAUUACAGACAUUUGAGUUCGCCAAAGCACAGCGAUGUUCGGACCUUUUAAAGCGAUUAGAGCAGUCUUUUGCCGAUUGGUUUUGCGAUGGAAACAGGACUGUAGCAGUGGCAACAUUGAUGACCAAAAAGGAAGAUUUCGUAAAUUGGGGUCACAUUUAUCUUGGCAUCAAAGUUGGCUCGUGUCUCAUUCUUUUAAUUUGGGUAUGCUGGGACUCUCUUGUGGUUCCCACAUUUCAUAGUAAUCGUCACAGCCACUUUAUCGACCUAGUACGUACUCGCGCUUAUCCAGUCUACCGUGGAAUUGGCUGUCUACUACUGUUGCAUUGGCUAGUUGGAUUGUCACUAUACGUCUGGCGCGCGGCUCGAAUCAACUAUCGCUAUAUUUUUGAAUUGAACCCGCGGCGAGCUCAAUCGUAUCCGCAAGUGUUCAGUGAUGCCACCAACAUGGCCAUCAUUUAUUUGUCAAAUAUCCUGUUGUAUUACAAGGUUGUAAACGGCUAUUUUCCAGAGGAGUUACUACAUCGUGGCUACUAUCCUUUGGCGCUGUUUGUGUACACAUUUUAUUUCUACGCGAUUCGUCCGUGGGGGCAGCAAAUUGGCAUGUUACGAACUGUGUGGGAAGUUGUCUGCUCGCCGCUAUAUUCCGUGACAUUUUUUCACACUUUUGUGGGCGAUUACUUGACAAGCACCGUCAAGAUUACACAAGAUGUGACAUGGUCAGUUUGUUUUUUUGCUACAAAAGAGUUUUUGCGCAAAGAUGCAAUUCCACCCAACGAAGGAUCGUUCUACUCGACUUUGGAUGAAGAUACAUGUGCGAACAAUGUGUACUACGUAAAUGGUGUAGUGCCAUUGGUUUGUGUGCUUCCAUUAUGGUGGCGCUUCUUGCAAAAUCUUCGCCGUGUGUACGAUACGAAAACGUGGUGGCCUCACUUACCAAAUGCUGCUAAAUAUGCUCUGACACAAGUUGUUGUCCUCUUUGGGUUGUUCCAUCCUUUGCACAAUAGCGACGAAGACGCGUUACAAGCGCGGAUGUUUGUAGUCGAGUGGCUCUUUUUGUUCACAGCAAGUUCACUUUAUGCUUGGAUCUGGGAUGUUACAAUGGAUUGGGGACUUGGUAGACCACAAUUUCAUUUCUUGGCCGACUCGCAAAUGUUUUCGCACCAAUGGGUAUAUUACGCAGCAAUUAUUGCCGACCUUUUCUUACGUUUUGCAUGGACUCUGACACUUAUUCCACCGCGUGGUGCUGCUCGUUGGUUGCCUCUGUACUUGCAGCCAUUUACGAUGAUUCUCGAGUUGUUCCGCCGCACAUUUUGGAGCUUUUUUCGAUUGGAAAAUGAGCAUCUGCGGAACACGCAGGGCUUUCGUCGUGUCGAUUUCAUUCCAUUGCACUACGACCAUGGAGUUGGCGAAGAGAACAAGAAGCGUGACGACGUGGAGCAGCUGGACUUUCGGAUUUUCAUCCUUAAAAUAUUGGCGGUGCUUUUCACCGUCUUGGGUCUCAGCGUCGUUGCAAUUGUCAUCGAACGCUGA